Messenger RNA from Fundulus heteroclitus (mummichog), 1153 nucleotides. RefSeq names its product tubulin polyglutamylase complex subunit 1 (gene tpgs1). The record is from RefSeq and is a predicted model, not a curated record. Bases 3 to 1103 code for a protein of 366 amino acids. The transcript is spliced from 2 exons. Gene Ontology annotation, biological process: protein polyglutamylation. Lineage: Eukaryota; Metazoa; Chordata; Actinopteri; Cyprinodontiformes; Fundulidae. Gene Ontology annotation, molecular function: microtubule binding.
UGAUGAGAUGGUCUGCUUCCUGCUUCCCGACCGGUCCUCCAUCACUUCCGGUCCCGUUGCUGCGACACGGGACAUCAACAGCGAUGGCUGACAAGGAGAAGCGCCGGUCCGCGGUUCUUCUGUCGGGGAUGUCCGCGGGCAAAGCCGCGAAAUCGGACAGCGACAGGGAGUUCCUGGAGCAGGCCGGUGUCGGGGACCUGCUCCGCGGGGCCAUCCUGAAAAUGGUCGAGGCCAGGUCGGAUGAUCCCAUCGGGUUCCUGGCCGAUCACUUCUGCAACCUGGCCUCGGUUACAGACAGCAGCCCGGCUGGAUGCGGAGAGGAGGAGCAGCAUCAGCAGCAGCAGCAGCAGCUGAGCACCGGACCUGUCGGCGCAGGCGCACAACAGCAGCAGCAGCGUCUCAACCGGGCUCUGUGGCACCUGCGGCUCGCGCAUCACUCUCAGAGGUCAGCCUUCAGCAACAACGUCUGUGUGGCCUACGACCUCCUGAACCUUAAUGGAUGUCAAAGACGAGCCAGCGAGGCUCCUGAGGGCCCUGAUGGUUCCAGCCCUGACGUCCCCACUGAAGGCGGAGUGGGUGGAGGAGUAAGAGGAGGCCUCUACACGCAGACUUUGCAGUGCCUCUGCAGCGAAGGCGGAGUCCCCGCCUCCACCUCUGCCCCGCUCCUCCGCCGCCUCUGUUGUCAGGACCACGAAGCUGUCCCUUACGAUGUCUUCCGCCACGGGGUGCUCACCUGUGCUGUUUUCUCGGACUACAUCCGGCAGGCUCAGAGGCUCUACGCCGAGGUGUGCUGCCCCGACGAGGGGCCCGCCUCCCGGGCGCUGUGCCUCGCCGUGCUUGGGACCCUGAAGGAAGCACUUGAGACCUCCCAGGGCUGCGAGGCAAACUGCUUCGUUAAUGAUAAUACGAAAUCCAAUGCUUCCUUGGAAGCAAACGCGAAGGCUAUCUGCUUCCUGGAGGCCAGCGCCAAGAUCUCCCCCCACAAGCUGGCGCAGGCCAUGGCCGGAGCACAGACCCGGGGGCCCGGCGGCAACAUGGACGCAAAGGAGUUUGAAAACGCAGCCGCAGACCUGUUCAUCGAUCGCGUUAAAGUUGUGUCUUAGGACUGCUCACAAUUCAUGAAUGUACAGCAAUAAACUGCGUUGAUCCUUCA